AGUGUAUUUUCUGAUUUCGCAACGAUUCGAACGUGAACGCGGCUGAAACAGAGGAAAUUGAAAGGCCAGAAAAGGAGUCGGUCGUCUAGCGCUCGCGUGAACUUCGUUGAGAGCCGCCGAGUCCUGUGUGCUGUCCUGUCCUGUCGUGGAGUAUCCUCCGUGCGAGAAUGCACUUUCAGUCGAUUACCGUCGCUCGCCUGCAAUGGAUCGCCUGAAUCCCCAAGCGACAAGGCCACAGCCUUGAACGACGGCCGUUGGCCAAGUAGAGCGCGAGAAUUUGAACGUGGCAAAGAGUCGCUCGCAGCUAGCAGGAUAUGUUGGCGGAAAUGUUAACCACCGGCCCCUCACCGCUGGCUCUGCCCAUCUCUCACUGAAUCCAAGUGUUUCCCCAAGUGCCAGUGCCUAAGAAAAAGAUAUAAAAACGGAAGCAAAAAAAAAAAAGAACCACAAAAAAAAAACAACAACCGAAAAGCGAAGGAUGAUGAUGUUGGCCAAUGGCCAUGCCCAUGCCCGUGCCCAUGCCCAUGCCCAUGAGGCUGAUGAUGUCAUGCCAUUGCCUUGGCUAUUGUCCUGGCCAAAGUGAAAGUGUUGUUGCUGCCGCUUUUCCGGCCACGGUUGACACAUGAGAGUCGCCACGGCAGGCAUGUGCCAUUAUCCCUCAAGUGAACAGCCACGUAAUUAACUGCCAAGGUUCUCCCAAAGAAGGCAUAACACGAAUGAAAAGAAUCGCCACGAAAAUCCAAGUGAAAUAAACUCAGAAAAAUCUACAGUAGAAAGCAAUUUCAGUGAAAUUAACCAUUUACCAUUAACCAUUAAGGAUUAUAACGAAAUAAAGGAUAACCCACUGCUGGCAGCCAUGGAUACUUUGUUUGCCGUCUGCUCGCUGCUGCUGCUGCUCCUCUCACAGAAUGCUGCAAUCCUUGGACAGCUGGAAGGCAACACAUCUCCCGCCUCGUCUUUGCCACCGUUAAGGCUGCAGCCAUCGACGCCAUCAAUAACGCAUUUUGUAAAUGACUCCUUCAUCAUAUUCUGCCAGACAGUACAAAAGGAUAUCGACACCAAGUGGCGUGAUCCCCGCGGCCAGACCCGUGAGAACACCAAGGGUCGAGUGCACAUCGAAAAGAAGACGGGUCUUCUGGCUCUGGUCUUUGAGCACAUCUCGCUGGACGACAGGGGCAACUGGACCUGCGAGGUGAAUGGACAACAGAAUCGGAAUGUGAAUAACGAGCGAGAGUUCUAUUCCUCCUUUGAACUUCUCGUUAAUCAGAAAAUCUCAUUUGGCAAAACGGAACAAGUGCAGUCGGUGCGCGAGGGACGCGAUGCGAUGGUCAAUUGCUUUGUGGAGGGUAUGCCAGCACCGGAAGUCUCCUGGCUCUACAAUGGCGAAUACAUAAACACAGCUGUAAACUCGUCGAAGCAUAAUCGCCUGUCGAACGGUCUGUACAUCAGGAAUGUCAGCCAGGCGGAUGCCGGCGAGUAUACGUGUCGUGCCAUGCGUAUAACACCAACAUUUUCGGAUUCCGAUCAAAUAACGAUAUUGCUAAGGAUACAACAUAAGCCCCACUGGUUCUAUAACGAGACGCUGAACAUGCAGUACGCGUAUGUGGGCGGCGCUGUCAAUCUGAGCUGCGACGCCAUGGGCGAGCCGCCGCCAUCAUUCACCUGGUUGCACAACGGCAAGGGCAUCCUGGGCUUCAAUCAUCGCAUAUUCGUCGCCGACUAUGGGGCCACGUUGCAGCUGAACGUCCGGAAUGAGAGUCAGUUCGGGGACUACAAGUGCAAGGUGGCCAAUCCGCUGGGCAGCCUCGAGCGCCUGAUCAAACUGCGGCCGGGCGCCAAGCCCAUGGGGCCCACACGCUUCCAGCUGAAGCGUCUCUAUACGGAUGCCUUCGAGCUGGAUCUGCGCACGCCCCGCAUGACCAAUGUCUCCGAUGAGAUGCAGAUCUUUGGCUACCGGGUGGCCUACAUGAGCGAGAAUGAGUUCAAGUUCAGUGCUGGCAACUGGAGCCAUGCCAAACAGCGGGAUUUCUCGUUUCAUCGAGGCCAGCGUUUCAUUAUUUCGCAUCUGGUGGGAAACACAACGUAUCUGAUGCGCGCUGCCUCCCGAAAUCUGGCCGGACUCAGUGACUGGAGUGGCGUGAAGAUCUUUGCCACUGCCGGCUGCCGCAGCUGGUAUCCGUCUCCGUAUCCGGUCUACGCACUCAUCCUUGCUUUGAUUUAUGCAUAGAGCUUGUACCACCAGUCCCCAGUUACCAGUUUCCAGUACCAACUCCCAUUCCCAGAACCCAACCCCAACCCCUUGUUAUUGUUGCUGCUGAGUUCUCUAUAAUUUCUUUGUAUCUUCUGUGAUAGAACUUUGUGUGUGCAAUUCACUUAAACCUAAACCUAAACCUAAAAUCCGAAAAUUGAGAGAAAUACGUGGAAUUAUUAUUAAAGAAAAAAAAUGCUUUUUGUGCUAUAUAAAUAUAUAUAUAGAGAAUAUGUUACGCCUAUUGCCAAUUUUUCGCUGCCAACUUUCCAUUCAUCAAACACACAUUUUUUGUACGUUUUUUAAACUAAAAAAUCGAUUAUAUUAACGAUAGAGCAGGGGGAGAGGCAGAAAACGAUGUUUAUGGAGAGGCGAAUCCUUACGAUACAUACAAUACAUAUGCAUUGUCAACUCUACCUUCUAGUUAAAUAUGAAAAUGCCCAACUCUACAUAAAUGUUGUUCAAGCUAAAACUAAACCGAUAAAACUAUGUAAACCGAAACAAAACAAAACAAAAAAAAACAAAAAACCACUACAACUUUGAUGAAUUUUACAAAAACAAACAAAAGAAUGAAUGUCCAAAUUAUUGAUGAAAACAAAAGAGGAAAGAACAUAAGAAAACUAAAAGCAAAUCAAUAAUAGUAAAUGGAUUCAAAUUAGCUUAAUUGAAAUGCAAACAAAAAAAAAACGAGAAAGAGUUGCGAAAAAAUGAGGAAGAAAAGAAUCCCGAAAUGAAAUGUUUAGCUGGUAAGCAGUGCGUAUGAGUAUAUGAGAAUAAAUUCAACUGAAUGUGUA
Molecule: messenger RNA, 3042 nt
Organism: Drosophila obscura
Lineage: Eukaryota; Metazoa; Arthropoda; Insecta; Diptera; Drosophilidae
Product: neural cell adhesion molecule 2
Exons: 7
Coding region: 857-2227 (456 amino acids)
Biological process (GO): axon guidance; dendrite self-avoidance; homophilic cell-cell adhesion
Cellular component (GO): axon; plasma membrane
Molecular function (GO): cell-cell adhesion mediator activity
Source: RefSeq, a predicted model, not a curated record